AUGGCAGCUUAUUCCGCCCUAGUUUCCUUAGAGAAGCAUCUGAAGCAGCUCCUGAUCAACUCCGACCAAUUCCCUCUCCACGAUCAACUCCAAUCCUUGUACAAUGCCAUCUCCACCUUGCAAAAAUCCAUCGAAACGAUCUUCCCCGCCCCCAAACAGCACCGCCAUACUGCAACCACCCUCCAAACCCUAAUCCGAGACGUAAUCUACCACGCGCAAGACGCCCUCGAUUCCUUCCUCUCCGUCAAAUCCCCCACCUUCUCCUUCGCACCAAUAACACAAUCAAUCCACCCCAUCGCAAAUCAGGCGCAAUCGCUCGCCGAUUCAAUCCGCAAACUCAUCGGCGCCGCCACCGACGACGAAAUCCCUCCGCCGCCCCGAUCCUACCUCGUCACCCGCACAUUCCGCAUCGUAGGGCAGGAGAGAGACAAGCAGCUCCUCACCGAAAAGCUCGCCAGCCAUGAACACACGCUCCAAAUCCUCCCAAUCAGCGGGAUGGCCGGCAUCGGUAAGACUACUCUCGCUCGAAGCCUUUACGACGAUCGUAACAUUAUGAAAAGCUUCAAAAUUCGCGCUUGGGUCACUGUAUCCCAGGAUUACCACGUCGGUGAUAUUUUAGCUAGAUUGUUGAAUUCGAUGGAUAAAAGGGGUGAGAAAGCCGGAGCAAGAGUGUAUGAAGGCAGCGAUUAUUGUAAGCUCAGGGUUGAUGUUCAUCAGACCUUGUACGAUUACAAAUAUCUAGUUGUGAUUGAUGAUAUGUGGGAUAUUGCUACUUGGGAUAUUCUGAAGAAUUCGUUUCCGGAUAACAAAAACGGAAGUCGAAUUGUUCUCACUACGAGAGUCGAGUCCAUAGCUGAAGCUGCGAAAUCCUCUAGUUUUUUCCAUAAGAUGCAGACUCUAGAUGAAGAAAACAGCUGGAUUUUGCUCUGUGACAGGGCGUUUGAAGGGAAUCCAUCCCCUCCUCACUUGGAGAAGAUCGGUAGGGGGAUUGCCAACAAUUGUCAAGGCCUCCCUCUCUCUCUAACCGUCAUCGGAGGUCUCCUCUCUCAAGAGCGGCAGACGGAGGAGUACUGGCAGACCAUCGAGGAGGACACCAACGCUGCAGCUGCCAAAGGCGAAGAGGCCUACUUGGAGAUUCUGCUUUUGAGCUACAAUCACUUGCCUUGUCAACUCAAGGGAUGUUUCCUUUAUUUGGGAGCUUUUCCUGAAGAUAGUGACAUCCCUCUCUCUAAACUGUCAAAGCUAUGGAUUGGAGAGGGAUUUCUGGUGGUAACCGAGCGCCAGGGGAGGCUGGAGAAGGUCGCGGAGGAUUACUUGAUGGAUCUUACUCAGAGGAAUCUGAUCACGGUUCGCAAGAUUAGUUCAAGUGGGAGGAUUAAGACUUGUGGAUUGCACGACAGUCUGCACGAUCUAGCUGUGAAGGAGUCAGGGACGGAGAAGUUCUUUCACUCUGUAAGGAGGUAUGGAAACGCGCAAAUAUUAGAGGAAGUUGCCAAGAGUCAGAGGCGUGUGUCUGUUCAUAAAAACAUACUCAUUUGCUUGAAGGAUGUUUAUCACAGUGCAAAAUUGAUUUCAGAUGCAAGAACUCUGAUCUAUGCUGGAUCGCAUCAUCAUCAUCCGAUGCCCUUGUUUCUGAGUUAUGAUCUGCUCAGGGUGUUGGAUGCUUAUACAGUUUACUUCAUCCGGUUCCCGCGGGAAUUGGCUCAUUUGAUUCAUUUGAGGUAUUUGUCUUUGACAUAUAAUGGGAAGCUUGCAUCAACAUUGUCCAACCUUCAAAAUCUUCAAAUCUUGAUUGUUCGCAGACAGCCUAGAAUCAUAUAUGUGGGGAAAUCGUUUCUGCCUGAUGAAUUCUGGGGGAUGCAGCAGUUAAGGCAUCUUGUAAUGACAGAAACCGAUCUUCCCAAAAUCCCAGAGACUCCUCUCUUUGAAAACCUCCAAUCUCUUACAAAUAUCAAUGCUGCUUCUUGCACCAGAGGGGUUCUGAAAAGGAUGCCUAAUUUGAAAAAGUUGAGUAUGUGGGUUGAAAAGGCGGGCGUGGUAAGCCUUUACCCGGAUGAGCUCAAGCAGCUCGAGGUGUUCAAGUUCACUGUCUUGAAUCCCAGUCCUAGCAAAAAAAUUGAAUUCGAAUCUGAAUUCGACCUGCCUCCAAAACUGAGGAAGCUGAGUUUAAGCGGCUGUGGACUUCCUUGGGAGGCACUGGGAGUUGUGGCGAAGCUGGAACAUCUUGAAGUCUUGAAACUGUGA
This is a messenger RNA of Salvia hispanica, 2244 nucleotides long. RefSeq names its product putative late blight resistance protein homolog R1A-10. Gene Ontology annotation, biological process: defense response to other organism. Lineage: Eukaryota; Viridiplantae; Streptophyta; Magnoliopsida; Lamiales; Lamiaceae. The record is from RefSeq and is a predicted model, not a curated record. Gene Ontology annotation, molecular function: ADP binding.